Messenger RNA from Patella vulgata (common limpet), 8647 nucleotides. RefSeq names its product stabilin-2. Gene Ontology annotation, molecular function: calcium ion binding. The transcript is spliced from 44 exons. The coding region runs from base 589 to 5916 and encodes 1775 amino acids. Lineage: Eukaryota; Metazoa; Mollusca; Gastropoda; Patellidae. The record is from RefSeq and is a predicted model, not a curated record.
GAUUGGUUGGAUAUUUUUCUUGGAUUAAAAUAGUGGAAAUAGUUUAAAUGUUCCUAAUAGGAUUAAAGUUAUCAGUAAUCGAGAAUCACCAGAGUUCCUGUUUGAAUAAAAACUCUUGAUGAGAUUAUAGUGUAAAGUGUAUAUUUCUGGUCCCUUGAUAAUAAUCUUUAGAUUAAGCUGCGAAGUCUUUUGUUCCUGUUAGGAUUAAUUCCACUGAUAAGAAUUACGACACCACUUCCAACAUAUAUCUGUACCAGUUACAGAUAAUAGUGCUCCCUUUGAUUCCUUUAAGUGAUAGGAGAGAAGUCUAUGUUCAUAUUCUAUACUGGCAUCUAGUAGACCUCCAGUGACAUUUUUUUUAAUGUGUGUCCAGUAGUUAUUUUUUAGCAUAGCAGGUCUUUCAAUGCUUUGUAGUGAUUUUGGGAGCUGUAUAGACUGUGUGAAGUGGAUUAUAUAUAUAUAUUGCUAAAGGAUUGCGUUUUUCCUAUAGGAAUUGUAUAGUGAAAGCAUACUUGAGGAUAUUCUAAUAAGUCCACUUCGGAAGUGAUUAUAUUGUUUUUAUGUAAUUGAUCAAAUUUAGAUUUAAAAAUGAAAAUGAUAAAACAGAUUUCAAUUGUGAUUUUUAUCUUUGUGUUAACACAAUUUUUAUUCUCAUCUACAACGAGUUCCAUGAACAGAAAAUUUUGCAAUGGAGUAACCAAUGUGACAUUUUAUACAGCAUGUAGAGCAUGUAUUGCUAAUGUAGACAUUGACUGUCCAGUUAAUACAAUUAAGCUAACAUCGGACCAGGGAUUAUCUGAUUGUUCUUUACUUUUAACAAUCAAACAACAAUCAGUACGAUUACCAGGUUGUAGACAUGAAUGUCAAAGAGAAGCUUUAACAAUGAAAUGUUGUGGUGGUUUUUGGGGAGCAGAUUGUGAUGAAUGUCCUGGUGGUGCUGUCCAGCCAUGUAAUGGAAGGGGAGUGUGUAGUGAUGGGGAAACAGGAACAGGAGAAUGUAAAUGUCAGGAAAAUUUUAGUGGUAUAUCUUGUGAGAUAUGUAGUAACGAAACACUAUAUGGGGAAACCUGUUCUGGAGUAUGUGAAUGUGUGAAUGGAACCUGUAAUGGUGGUAUCCAAGGUGAUGGCUCCUGUCUCUGUUAUUCUGGAUUCAGUGGUACACUUUGUGAUCAAGAGUUAGAAGAAUGUAAUAAUUUCACCUGUCAGAACAAUUCACGAUGUGUAGAAGUAAAUAAUACAACUACAUGUGUUUGCGAUCCUGGUUAUGAGAAAACAGUUGAAAAUAGCACAGUUUGCACAGCUAUCGAUGCUUGUUUGUCCAAUCCAUGUCAUGUUAAUUCAGAAUGCUAUCCAACUGGUCCUGCCAAACAUGAGUGUUUAUGUAAACCAAAUUAUUCAGGAGAUGGCAUCAGUUGUUAUCCAAUUAAUCCCUGUCAGGUUAAUUAUGGAGGGUGUGUCACAAAUUCCUCUGUCUGUCAAUAUAGAUCACCAAAUAAGAGUGUGUGUGUUUGUUUGCUUGGUUAUGAAGGAUAUCAACCUCACUUGGGAUGUCGUCUAAUUGAUGUCUGUAUAAAUACAUCAGUUGUUUGUCAUGACAAGGCUAGCUGUAAAACAACAGGACCAGGAAGAUAUCAAUGUAGUUGUCCGCCUGGUUAUGUAGGAGAUGGUAAACAAUGUUAUACAAAUAUUAUUCAGACAUUAAGUGAAUUGAAUGAACGAGAUGGAAUGCUUAAAAACCAGCUACAUAUAUCCUAUCGUUUAUUGAAAGCUAUGUAUAACGAGGCGCUGUCAGAACAUGGACCAUUUACAAUAUUUGUACCUUUUGAUCGUGGCUAUAAAUCUAUUCUAAAGACAAUGGAGUAUGGUGAUUUGAUGAAUAAUGAAGAUUUUAGCCGGCAGAUUAUCCGUCAACAUAUUAUUAUUGGACAAUUUUCACUGGAGAAAUUAUCCAACUAUUCUCUAUUUUAUACGAUGGAGGGAAAUACAGCAGAAUUAAAUUUUCGAUCGAGACAGGAGAUAUUUAAGUAUCGAAUACAUGGUAAUAGUUCAAAGUCAAAGGUGAUGAGUGGAGAUAUUAUAGCAUCAAAUGGAAUAAUUCACAUCACAAAUUCUUUAUUAACUUUGGUACCAGAAGUAAAAGGCAAUUCAUCAAGAUCGAUGUUAGAUUUGAUUAGAACAGAAGGCCGCUAUAACAGAUUUCAAACUCUUAUAACAGUUGCAGGAAUGGAAGCUAUGUUUGAACAAGAGAAUAUCACUGUGUUUGCACCAGAAAAUGGAGCAUGGGAUUCGCUGCCUAAAGGUUCUGUAGAUUAUCUCACUUCUGACUUGGGAAAGAAACGUUUGAAGAUUAUUGUUGAAAAUCAUAUUUUUAAAGGAAGGAUUUCCGUAGCUGAUUUAAUAAAUAAAAGAGUUUUACAGUCUAUGGCUAAUAAUGCAGUUAAUGUGACGAUUACUGAUAUCGGUCAGAUUCGAUUAAAUAAUGCUGUAAAUAUAUCACAGACUGAUAUUCCCAGCAAAAAUGGUAUUUAUCAUCAUAUAGAGAGUGUUCUGGUUCCUGAUAGUAUCAGAGAUAUUAUUCCUAAGAGAUGUGAUAUUAAAUCCUACCGAGUAGUUAAUGGAAUAUGUGGUUCAUGCUUACGUCUUACAGAUUUAAGAUGUCCAACAGAAUCUGUUUCUUUGAAUAAAGUAUCGCAGGGUUGUAGGUAUUGGGUGAAUGUACAGAAACGCUAUAUACCACUAACAGGUUGCCAACAGUUAUGUAACAGAACGUAUAGUAUAAAUAAAUGUUGCGCUGGUUUUUAUGGUCAAGAAUGUUUAGAGUGCCCUGGAGGAUUUAUGAAACCAUGUAAUGGCAAUGGUCGGUGUAUGGAUGAUAUUUAUGGUAAUGGAACAUGUGUAUGUAAUGAAGGAUUUACUGGACCAACAUGUGAAUAUUGUACCAAGAAAGAUUUCUAUGGACCAACAUGUUCUCAAAAAUGUGAUUGUUUGUAUGGUAUCUGUAAUGAUGGUAUUAAAGGAAAUGGUAUUUGCAAGACAAACUCGUGUUUUGCAGGAUAUAGAGGAAUAAACUGUGACAGGAAAUUAAUGAAGUGUGGUGAAGAACAGCAAUACUGUCAUGUUCAUUCAAAUUGUUACAAACAAGAUGGUCAUUAUGAUUGUGUAUGUAAAAAUGGAUACCAAGACAUUUAUGGAGAAUGCCAAGAAAUAGAUCCAUGUAGUAAAGCAGAUCGUGGAGGUUGUCACUUACAGGCAACUUGUACUAAAGUGGGACCAGAUAUGCCUAAAUGUGAUUGUAAUAAAGGAUGGAUUGGUGAUGGUUUUUAUUGUUAUCCUGCUACUCCAUGUUCUCAGCAUCAAGAUUGUCAUCCAGACGCUGAAUGUAGUGACUUAGAACCAGGAAGUUUUAACUGCAUAUGUAAAAUUGGUUUCCAUGGUAAUGGUACAGUAUGUGAAGUUUCCAAUGUCUGUCAAGUAAAUAAUGGUGGUUGCCAUGAAAAGGCAAUUUGUACAUCAACUGGACAUGGAACAAAGAACUGUACAUGUGGCAAAAAUUAUGGUGGUGAUGGCUAUACAUGUUAUGCUUCUAUAUCUGAGGAAAUCAAGAUUCACCCAAAUCUUACUUUACUGGCUAAAUUACUAAAUGUUUUAGAUGAAAAUGAUAAUAUACUAAAUUUUGUGGAGAGCAAUUAUACAUUUUUUGCCCCUACUGAUGAUGUCAUGUCAAAAUUACUGGGUGAUGGGGAGGCUGAUUAUUGGAAAGAUGAUGAAAAUGUUCUUUCUAUGAUUAGGUUCCAUACAUUAGAUAAAGAGUUUGAUAUUGAAAGUUUAAAACAAUUAGCCAAGUUUUAUGGUAGAUUUGACACCUUAUUUGAUGGUUAUUCUAUCAGUAUAGCUGUUAAAUCACAGGGAGUAUUUUUAUUAACAACUCUAGGAGAUGAAGCUAAGAUAAUACAGUCUGAUAUACCAGCUUUAAAUGGUUAUAUACAUAUCAUAGACCAGGUUCUGGAGCCAUUUUUACCAGAUGCUGAUCAGCCAGAUCUAGAAGAAUUUUUCAGUACAAAACCAGAAUAUUCAUUCUUUGGUCAACAGUUGGAUCAAAAGAAUCUGAUAGAGUAUUUAGAAGGAAUGGAAGAAUAUACACUACUUGUACCAACAAAUGAAGCUUUUCUAGAAAUUAACUCAACUAUUACAAGGAAGUUUUUACAGUAUUAUAUAAUACCUAAGAUAUAUUUAACAGCUGCUCUAGAAGAUGGUCAGAUGAUCACUACAUCUCUAGGUACAGAUCAUCGUCUACAAUUUACACUAAGAGACAGACAGAUGUACGUUAAUAGUAUACGUAUUGAGAAUGCAAAUCAGCUGACACUGGGUGGCGUUAUACAUGGUCUGUCUGGUAUACUACAUCCUGUUAUAAAUAGAUGUGAUGAAACUUACACGAAUCAAUCUUUCGGUCCAUGUGUGCCAUGUCAACAGCAAGCUUAUCCAUGUCCUCAGAAUUUUAAACCACGAGUACCACCAGUUAUUAUCAGGAACAUUUGUACAGUUACCCAGUCUACACCAGAUGGUAAACACAUGAAUACGUUAGGAUGUCAUAGUCUCUGUUAUUAUCAACAGGUUAUAUUACAGUGUUGUAGUGGAUAUUAUGGAGAAAAUUGUUUGGAAUGCCCCGGUGGUCCCGAGACACCAUGUAGUGGACAUGGUCUUUGCCGAGAUGGUAUUAAUGGAACUGGUGAUUGUUUAUGUGAUGAGAGAUUCCAUGGUUUUCGAUGUAAUGAAUGUGAAGAAGGUUUAACAGGACCAUCAUGUAAUAUUACUAUUAAUAGUUGUGAUUAUUUAAAUGGUAACUGUAGUCAGCAUGCCACAUGUCAGAAGGUCGAUGGGCAUGUAACCUGUCUUUGUAAGCCAGGGUUUGUGGGAAAUGGUCACGUCUGCCAAUCCCCAUGUGAUGUUCAUAAAAAUAUCUGCGAUAGCCACGCCGACUGUCAUUAUGAUACAACAAAUCAUUUAUUGAGAUGUGAAUGUUUUGAGGGUUACCAUGGUAAUGGAACAUGGUGUGAAGAAAUUGUAAAUCAAUGUGUCAUGAAGAAUGGAGGAUGUUCUCGUUAUGCUCAGUGUAUAUUUGAACCACCUGCUACCACUAGUUUAAGCCAUGGAUCUGUAAAUUGUGAAUGUUUAACUGGUUAUGUUGGAGAUGGUAUUCUGUGUACUACAGAUGUUCUUAAUGCUUUAUCUCAACUAUCACAAGCUUCAAACUUCUAUCAGGGUGUAACCUCUUUAAAUAGUAGGAAUAUAACAGACCUACUAUCAGACAGAGAAGGCAGGAUAACUCUAUUUGUACCUGUAGAUAAUGAACGCACAAAACAGGUAUACAGUGAGGAGGAUGUAAAGAAAUAUAUAAUUGAUGCAUAUGUUUAUAUAAAUAUAACUUUAAUAUUUACCAACAAUAGUUACGUACAUUGUUUAUCUGGUGAAAUAAAACAAAUAACCUACAAGAAUAAACAGUUUUAUGUAAAUGGUAUACAUAUAUUGCGGAUGAAUAUUCCUACAUUAAAUGGUCUAAUUCAUUUAAUAGAAUCACCUCUCUUAUCAACACCGACAAAAGUUGAUAAAUCUGCGAGAAGUUCUUCUAAUAUAUCUGUUAUUGUAGGACCAAUAAUAGCUAUAUUAAUUGUUGUGAUUAUUAUAGUAGUAAUCGUUGUAGUGUUAUAUUAUAAACGAGCUAGAUCCACAGGAUUUCUGGAUUUUAUGAAACGUUUUAGAAAGGGUUCUGAUGACAGUUUUGCUCAUCUCCAAGGUAGCAGUGAAGAAGAUCAAGAAUCAGAUCUACUACAGCAACCAGGAAAUAUUAAUUAUAAUAAUCCUAUAUAUCAAGCAUCACAAGAUGAUGAUGAUGAUGGUGUAGAACAAUAUGAUAAUUAAUUGUCAAAAUAAUAGUAUUUAUAAUGAAAGCCACCUUUAAAUUUUAAUCUAAAUUAAUCAAAUAAGAAUGCGGAGGGUUUUUUUUAUGAUUUUGACGUGAAUGAUUUACUGUAGUGUUGGUUUUUAUGUCUUUAUGAUCUUGUCAGACUCUCAAUUCUUUAGGGAUCUUUUAAUGAGUGCAGUCUUGUAAAAAGCUUUAAUUGUAAAUAUCCAUUCAUAACUAUUUCACUGCAAUUAAGAAUCCAUGUAGAAACUGGGUACAUAUAUUCAUUGUAGGUUUGAGGGAAAUUCGGGAUUAUUUUUCUAUAAUGCCACAGCAGUGAGUAAACAGGACCAUAGUAUGAUAAAGCAUAUAUAAAUUGCCUUCAACUGUUUCCAACAUUGGAUGUUGCAGAUUCCAUUGUCAUGAUUCUUCUCUCCUCAGUUUUGUUAUCAGAAUUGGGAUAAGAAAAGAUGAGAUUUUAUUUAAUGGAAACAUCCAUUGAGGACAGCAUACAAUAUAAACAUAUGUACAUGUCAUAAUAAGUGAUAUUUGAAGAAAAAAAAAGAUUUGAUAUGAUUCUGUCAAUCAAUACAAUUUAGGUUUCCCCCAUUAAUGAGAUAGGUGAUCUAUACUACUGACAUCUUGCUUGGUUCCCUCCCUGUAAGACAACUAUUUUUCUCAAUCAUAAUCAUAUUUGGGUUUUUUAAUGGUAUAAAUUUCACAUGCUAUAUAUAUAGGGAAAGUCCAUCACAAUUGUAUUUCUGAAUUAUGCUUGUGAAAGAUUUCUUGUCUCCAUAAAAGGAAAAAAAUACAUAGUAACUAAAACAUUUGUUGUCCCCCGCCUUUCGAAGAAAGCAGGGGACUAUUAAAAUGGGUUCGUCCGUCUGUCUGUCUGUCCGUCACACUUUUUGGGACACAAUAACUCUCUUCCUAAUUGAGCUAGAAUGUUCAAACUUGGUGUAUGUGUUUAUUAGGUCAAUGCCUUGAUGGAGUUCGAAGAUGAGCAUUUUCCGCUUAGGGUAAGCAGAGAUAAGCAAUUUGAUUGGUUGAUGCUUUGGGACACGAUAACACUCUUCCUAAUUGGGCUAGAAUGUUCAAACUUGGUGUAUGUGUUGAUUAGGUCAAUGCCUUGUUCUAAUUGGGCUAGAAUGUUCAAACUUGGUGUAGGUGUUUAUUAGGUCAAUGCCUUGAUGGAGUUCGAAGAUGAGCAUUUUCUGCUUAGGGUAAGCAGCGAUAAGCAAUUUGAUUGGUUGAUGCUUUGGGACACGAUAACUUGAGUUCUAAUUAAGUGAGAGUGAUGAAACUUGGUGUAUAGUUUUAUUACAUCAAUACCUUGACUAAGUUCGAUAAUAAGCAUUUUCUGCUUAUGGGUAAGCAGAGCGAUAAGCAAUUUGAUUGGGUGAGACUUUGGAACACAUUAACUCUCCUUCUAAUUGAGCUAGAAUGUUCAAACUUGGUGUAGGUGUUUAUUAGGUGAAUGCCUUGAUAGAGUUCGAAGAUGAGCAUUUUCUGCUAAGGGUAAGCAGAGAUAAGCAAUUUGAUUGGUCGAUGCUUUGGGACACGAUAACUUUAGUUCUAAUUAAGUGAGAGUGGGGACACUUAGUGUAUAGGUUUAUCUCAUCAAUACCUUGAGUAAGUUCCAUAAAUAAGCAUUUUCUGCUUAUGGGUAAGCAGAGCGAUAAGCAAUUUGAUUGGUCGAGACUUUGGAACACAACUCUCCUUCUAAUUGAGGAAGAAUGUUCAUACUUGGUGUAGGCAUUCAUUAGGUGAAUGUCUUGAUGGAGUUCGAUGAUAAAGCUUGUCUGCUUACGGUCAGCAGAGAUAAGCAAUCUGAUUGGUUGAUAACUUUGGUUUUAAUUAAGUGAGAGUGAUGAAACUCUGAGUAUAGAUUCGUUAUAUCAUUACCUUGACUAAGUUUGUUAAUGAGAAUUUUCUGCUUAGGCUAAGGAUCGAUAACUUUGAUUCUAUAUGAUAGAGAGUGAUCAAACUUAGUGUAUAGGUGAUAAUUUGUUUGAUUGCUUGAUACUUUUGAAAAAAAAUAAAUGUGCGAUUAAUGAAUAUGUGUCAUCUAUUUAUUUUGGGAUUUCGGCGGGGGACAUCAGCCUCACUGUUGGCUUGUUUUAAUUAUCUAAAAUUAAUGAAAAAUUAUUUUAAGUACAGUAUAAAAAAAAAAAUUAAAAAAAAUGUUUAAUGACAUUAGCAUGCAUUUAUUUGUAAAUAGGUUUAUUUAUAUAAUCAUUAUUAUUGUAAUAAAAUACAUCAUAAAUCUUUUUUUGAUAAUAAAAUACUGUGUGUUUUAUCAAAUGCAAACAUAUCACAAAUUAUAACACACUAACCUCGUACACAACCAUGCUAUGGAUAUUUAAGUCAUUCUCAUUGUAUAUAUAUAUAUACCGGUAUAUGACACUCAAUGAAAACAAACCACUUAUUAGUUAAAUACAGAUUUAAAAUAAAUUUUAAGUUAACUAUAAAAUAAACAAUAAAUUAUAUUAUAAGGUAUUGAAAUUGUAGAAUGAUUAAGAUAUAAACUUGUACAAUAAAUUAAUUACAAGGCAACAUAAAGAAUGAACAGUAAAUUAUACAUACAACGAUAUAAAAUCAAUAUGAAAUCCUGAAUAUAUUAAUACUGUAUAUCACGUGUUUUAAGUGGAUUUAUAAAAAAAAGUCCCUGCUAUCUUUGAUCACAACAAUAGACUCAUGUAUAGACUAUAAUUGUACAUUGUGUAAUAAAAGAUUGUACAUACACUA